Molecule: messenger RNA, 429 nt
Organism: Meloidogyne enterolobii
Lineage: Eukaryota; Metazoa; Nematoda; Chromadorea; Rhabditida; Meloidogynidae
Source: the annotation of a GenBank genome assembly
AUGUUUUUAUUAAUUAUUUUUAAAUUAAAGUUAUUUUCUGAUUUAUUUACUCGAUAUUUGUGUUGCUGUUUUACAAGAUUAUCGGGUAAAAAACAACAAGGAUUAGAAGAAUUGGCAGCUUUGAAGCGAGAACAAGAACGUGUUCGAACAUCAAACCGAACAUUCAUUGGGCUUUCAUUGGCAACCACAAGCCCUUCAAAUAUAUUGCUCAAACAGGUUGGAUUCGAUGGAAAUAUGGUUGAAUAUGAUACACAAAGAAAACAAUUUGUUUCUGCCAGUAUAGCAAUUCCAGAGUCAAUUUUAGAAAUUGAGGAUAUUGAUUAUAAAGAAAGUGAAGAAGAGGAGGAAGAUAAAAUAGAAAGAAGUAAAAGGGAAUCACAAAAAUCAAAAAAAUCUAACAAGAAAUUACAUUUAAAAGAUGCUCAAUAA